Molecule: messenger RNA, 1667 nt
Organism: Drosophila nasuta
Lineage: Eukaryota; Metazoa; Arthropoda; Insecta; Diptera; Drosophilidae
Gene: Aldh-III
Product: Aldehyde dehydrogenase type III
Biological process (GO): aldehyde metabolic process
Cellular component (GO): cytoplasm
Molecular function (GO): aldehyde dehydrogenase (NAD+) activity
Source: RefSeq, a predicted model, not a curated record
ACAACGGUUAUUAAUAUUGAAUCCGAAUCAGAAAACGAAAUCGUCGCGCCCGCUAAACAACAAGAGCCUGACAUAAUGGCAAACUUCGAUGAUACAUUGCAGCGAGCCCGUCUCGCAUUCGCAAGCGGCAAGACUAGGAACGUAAGCUUUCGUCGCAAGCAAUUGGAGAAUUUGCUGCGUUGCUAUGAGGAGCAUGAGAAUGAGAUUAUCAGCGCAUUGGAGGCUGACUUGCGCCGUCCCAAACAGGAAAGUUUGAUUGUGGAAACAGAAUUCAUGAAGAAUGACAUUAAGCACAUAUUAUUCCAUCUCGACGACUGGGUCAAGGCCGACAGGCCGGAAAAGUCGUUUGUUAAUAUGCUUGAUGAUGUGCAAGUCUACAACGAUCCCUUUGGUGUUGUCCUCGUCAUUGGCGCCUGGAAUUAUCCUUUGCAAUUGCUUUUAGUUCCCGUUGCAGCUGCAAUUGCUGCUGGCAAUUGUGUGGUACUCAAGCCCAGCGAGAUUGCCGGCAAUUGUGCCAAAUUCAUUGCCGAAACAAUUCCCAAAUAUCUAGAUAAUGAUUGCUAUCCAGUUGUCUGUGGCGGACCCAGUGAAACAGCUGAACUGCUGAAGCAACGCUUCGAUUACAUAUUCUAUACGGGAUCCACGCGCGUCGGCAAAAUUAUUCAUGCUGCAGCCAACAACUAUUUGACACCCACUACCCUUGAGCUGGGUGGCAAGAGCCCUUGCUACAUUGACAAGUCCGUGGAACUGCGCACAGCGGUGAAGCGCAUCUUGUGGGGAAAACUCAUCAAUUGCGGCCAGACAUGCAUUGCACCCGAUUACGUUCUGUGCUCCAAGGAGGUUCAGGAUAAAUUCGUGGAGGAAGCCAGGGAUGUGCUCAAGGAGUGGUACGGCGAAAGCAUACAGAGCAGUCCCGAUCUAAGUCGCAUCAUCAACCAAAACAAUUUCCAGCGACUUCUUGGACUGAUGAAGUCGGGACGUGUUGCAUUGGGUGGCAAAUACGAUGUCAGCGAGAAGUUUAUUGAGCCCACAAUUCUGGUUGAUGUGAAGCCCGAUGAUCCCAUCAUGGAGGAGGAAAUCUUCGGCCCAAUCUUGCCCAUUUACACAGUCGAGAAUGCCUACGAUGCGAUUAAGUUCAUCAAUGCCAGAGAAAACCCACUCGUCCUGUAUAUUUUCACAACGGAAACAGAUGUGCUCGAUCUGUUCGUUAACGGCACACAAUCGGGCGGAAUGUGCGUGAAUGACACGAUAAUGCAUUAUGCCGUUGACACAAUUCCCUUCGGUGGUGUUGGCAUGAGCGGCAUGGGCAGCUAUCAUGGCAAAUUUGGAUUCGACACGUUUACACACAAGAAGUCGUGUCUGGGCAAGAAUCUGGCAGCGAUUGGCGAAAAGAUGGCAUCAGCUCGUUAUCCACCUUACUCGGAUCGCAAAGCCUCGCUGCUCUCUUUCCUGUUACGCAAACGCCGCCCGCUUCCGAACUUGUAUCUUUCGCAUGUGCUCGCGGUUGGUCUUGGCGUGGGAUUGACGGUGCUUGCCAAUUAUUACCUACAGGGCAAGCUGUUGUCGCGUUAAAAAUAAAACACAAUUUAUACAUCAAUGGCGGAUAUAAAUCGUUGCACCAUGAGCCAGUGGACUUUUAAUUACAUUUACAUUUGGAAUACAUCGCA